AUGCCGUCGCGCGCUGAUCUGGCCCAGCAAGGCUUUACCGUCACUUCGGCCAAGGCGACAAACGGAGAGACAGUUCACAUCAAUGAUCUAACCCCCAGGAUCACCGUACAGCGUUGCGCGCAUCCUCGAGUUUCUCCCGCCGAGCAUAGCGCAGAAGAAGGGCUCGCGUCACCACUCGAACGAGCUGCACGUCCGCCUCUCGUUGUACUACCGUCCGAACGACUCCCGCCCCACGUCAAGGAAGUGCUGCUGUCUCGGUAUGAGUACCUGCUCACGGAGAAGGAGAUGGUUGCAGACCUGCUGGACGCGUAUCGCACGUGUUGCGUGUGCGAACAAUGGGCCGCUAGUCAGGACACGGUCCGGUGCGAGGUGUGCAAGCAGUUCUACCACAUGAGCUGUCUCAACCCGCCCCUGCUCGCCAAGCCUGCAAAGGGCUACUCGUGGGCAUGUCUUGCGUGCACGAUCCAGCGCCGCAAGGAUGUCGAGUCGGAGAAGUACCGGUUCGUCUCGAACGGAGGCUCAGCACCGCCGCGCACAAAGGCGCAGUCCAGGAAAGAGAAGGCUGCGGCGGCGGCUGCGAAUGAGAAGAUCUUUGACAAGCCAGACGUCAUGUUCCGUGGCUGGCCGUGGAGUUUGCAUACUCGUGCUGAGGACACGCUGGACGCCGAGGAUCUGAUCUAUCCCCGUGCCGUGACGCGCGUGGGAACCAAGUUCCAGGCAAACGUGAUGACGUGGGAGGAGCAGCAGCGCGCAGAGGAGAAGCGCCAGUCGUCCCUGCUGGAUACUGGCUCGUCGCGGUUGAUUCUGGAGCGCGGCUACGACCCCGGAGAGCAGAACCACGAUCCGACGUUAAUGGUCCUGAGCGAGCCCAGCGACGACCUCGCCGAUUACAUGGAGGAGGUGCGCAGGAUGAAGAUGCCCGUCCCCCCUUAUGACGUGCGCCGGCUGAACGCCGCCGUGGAGGCAUACACUGCCUAUGGCCGCGACGACGCCAUUCGGUACCUGAAGUCUCUCAAGCUGGCCGACUUCAACCCCAUGGUGUGGUCUGACGAGGAGACGCGGCUGCUCGAGGCCGAGUUCGCAAAGUGGAACGGCCUGCAGGCCUCGGCCGCAUCCAAGGUGCUCGGCAAGCGGCCAGCCGAGGUCGUGCGGUACACGUACAUGUGGAAGAACAAGAAGUACAAGGCGGAGAACGAGCUCCUCCGGCAGCACCGCAAGGUGCACUCGAUCCACGGGCGGACGUCGUCGACGCUCGGCCCAAUUCCGCUGGGACACGUUCGCCGCGCCGACUCUGAGAUGCCCGACGACGACGCGAGCUCGCUCUACAACGCCAACUAUGUACGGGACCACAAGCUGCAGUGCGCCGUGUGUUGGACGCGGAUUAGCAACGUGUGGUGGAAGUGUCCGCGCUCCGUGACCGGCAACGCGAUGUGCGAGACCUGCGGCUCCAACUACAGAAAGUACGGCGUGCUCUCUGCCCCUAAAGCCGAGGACGCGAAGCGCGACUAUCGCAAAGAGCCCAAGAGCAGGCGCGGCGCCAAGGCCGACUCGGCGAGCGGCACCUCGACCCCCGUGCCCCAGGGACCGCCGAAGCUGCCGCCGUGCUCCCUCUGCCGCCGCAUGGAGCCCAAGGCGAGCAUGGCGCGGUGCAAGACGUGCACGUUCUCGGCCCACGCGGGCUGCUAUGGCAUCAAGCCCGAGGACCUGGGUGCCGAGUGGGAGUGCGAGCUGUGCGCCAACGUGACGAACGAGGAGAACAACCUCGACAUCAAGUGCAUGCUGUGCCCUCGCGACCAGGCCAGUGUCGCGCUCAAGCUCGCGCCGAAGAACAAGAAGCCGCCUGCCGACUUUGACGUCCUCUCGGCGCUCAAGCCGACCGAGGGGUGUCGGUGGGCGCACAUUAUUUGCGCCUCGUGGACGCCCGAGGUGCAGUUCAGCGACGGCACGACGCUGAAGGACGUGGAGGGGAUAAGCGCGAUCCACGACGCGAGCUGGGAGGCAAUCUGCACGUUGUGCGGACAGGCCGAUGGCGCCAAAAUCCCCUGCACCUCGGGGUGCGGGGCGGUGUACCACGUCUCCUGCGCUUAUAUGGCAGGAUACAAGCUGGGCUUCUUCUUCUCGCCCGUGAAAGCGGGCAAGCGCGACGUGACCGCGACGAUAACGACGUUCAAGGACGACGCGGGGAUCAUGAGCCCAGGCGUGUGGUGCAAGGGGCACGAGCCGCCGCCCACGACAGCGACGACGGACAUGUUCGAGCUCGACCCGGAGCAAGGCGAGUGCGCACUCAACGUCUACAACAAGACGUACAAGGCGAUCCCCUCUGAUGAGCUCUUCCCCCUCCUCCGCAAGGCGAAGCGGCUCGACCGGUUCGAGCCUACCGUCGACGAGGUCAAGAUUGAGCUCAGCGAGGACAAGGACGUCGUCAUGACGACCGCCAAGACUUGCGCGGUCUGCGGCGUCGACGUGUCUCCGCGCUGGCACGAGUCGACUGCGGGAUUGGAGUGCCACAAGUGUUGGUACGCGAACAAGCCGGAGACUCGACCGGCGGCCGUGGCGGCGUGA
Molecule: messenger RNA, 2562 nt
Organism: Trichosporon asahii var. asahii CBS 2479
Lineage: Eukaryota; Fungi; Basidiomycota; Tremellomycetes; Trichosporonales; Trichosporonaceae
Product: Znf1
Exons: 4
Coding region: 1-2562 (853 amino acids)
Biological process (GO): histone catabolic process
Cellular component (GO): Lid2 complex
Molecular function (GO): ubiquitin-protein transferase activity
Source: RefSeq, a predicted model, not a curated record